Arabidopsis lyrata subsp. lyrata is the source of this 1565-nucleotide messenger RNA. RefSeq names its product late embryogenesis abundant protein ECP63. The transcript has 3 exons. The record is from RefSeq and is a predicted model, not a curated record. Bases 94 to 1428 code for a protein of 444 amino acids. NCBI's taxonomy places the organism in Eukaryota, Viridiplantae, Streptophyta, Magnoliopsida, Brassicales, Brassicaceae.
UCAACUGAUAGCACAAACAAGAAAGAUUCUAAAAUCGCAAAAAUUCCGAACUCAGUUUUUCUUAAAAAGUUUCAAGCAAUCGAGGAAAAAGCAAUGGCGUCAGACCAACAAAAGGCGGAGAGAGCUGAGGUUGCGGCGAGGCUCGCGGCUGAGGACUUGCAUGACAUUAACAAAUCUGGUGGUGGUGAUGUCACAAUGUAUAAGGUGACGGAGAGAACAACGGAACAUCCACCGGAGCAGGAGAGGCCCGGUGUGAUAGGAUCGGUGUUCAGGGCUGUCCAAGGAACAUAUGAGCACGCAAGAGACGCAGUAGUUGGAAAAACCCACGAUGCGGCUGAGUCGACCAAAGAAGGAGCUCAGAUAGCCUCAGAGAAAGCGGUUGGAGCAAAGGAUGCAACCGUCGAGAAGGCUAGAGAUACCGCUGAUUAUACGGCGGACAAGAUGGGUGAGUAUAAAGACUAUACGGUUGAUAAAGCUAAAGAGGCUAAGGACAAGACUGCAGAGAAGGCAAAGGAGACCGCAAGUUAUACAGCGGAUAAGGCGGUGGAAGCAAAGGACAAGACGGCGGAGAAGAUGGGUGAAUAUAAGGACUAUGCGGUGGAUAAGGCAGUAGAAGCGAAGGAUAAGACAGCGGAGACUGCGAAUUAUACGGCGGAUAAGGCUAAAGAGGCCAAGGACAAGACCACUGAGAAGAUGGGUGAGUAUAAGGAUUACACGGUGGACAAGGCCGUGGAAGCUAAGGACUACACGGCAGCGAAGGCUAUUGAAGCAAAGGAUAAGACAGCGGAGAAGACCGGAGAGUAUAAGGAUUAUACAGUGGAGAAGGCGACUGAGGGAAAAGAUGUUGGGGUGAGUAAGCUUGGAGAGUUGAAGGAUAGUGCAGUGGAAACAGCGAAGAGAGCUAUGGGUUUCUUGUCUGGGAAGACAGAGGAGGCCAAAGAAAAAGCUGUGGAGACCAAAGACACUGCCAAGGAAAACAUUGAGAAAGCUGGAGAAGUAACAAGACAGAAGAUGGAGGAAAUGAGAUUGGAAGGUAAAGAACUCAAAGACGAAGCUGGAGCAAAGGCCCACGAGGCAUCUCAAAAGACUAGGGAGAGUACUGAAUCGGCUGCUGAAAAAGCCCAGGAGACCAAAGAUUCUGCUGCUGUUAGGGGCAACGAAGCAAAGGGGACUAUACUUGGGACAUUAGGGAAUGUAACGGAAGCCAUAAAGAGCAAACUGACGAUGCCAUCAGACAUUGUGGAGGAGACACGCGCGGCACGUGAGCAUGGAGGGACGGGUAGGACGGUGGUUGAAGUCAAGGUCGAAGAUACAAAGCCGGGUAAGGUGGCGACUUCACUGAAAGCGUCGGAUCAAAUGACCGGUCAAACAUUCAACGAUGGUGGACGGAUGGAUGAUGGCGCUCGGAAAGAUAAGGGAAAGCUGUGAGAUACUAGAAAAUGACAUGUUUUUUGGGUCUUUGUUAUGUAUGGAUGGAUAUGUCUGUUGUAGCAGAUAUACAUUUUCAAGAUAAUUUCUAAUUCCCGUGUUUGUAUUCUUAUUUUGGAAAAGAGAAGCUUUCUAUU